AAUAUACUGAGAUCUGAACUCACCAUAGAGGAUGUCCACAAACCUUUAUACAUUUGCUUCUCCGACGUUAUCGGGAAUCCAAAAAUUCCGGUUUUCCAGUGCCCGGGCACCUGGAAUGCAAGCCAUUAUAUACAUAAUCGAUAAGUCCUCAUACGAAGUCAAGAGGGAAGACGAAGACCAAGUCAUAACUAGUAUCGAAGAGUUGGAAGAAGAAUUGCCUCCUAAUGCUCCUAGAUUUGUUAUCUUGUCUUAUCCUUAUAAAACCAGAGAUGGAAGGUCUGUGUCUCCUUUGGUGAUGUUGUACUGGAAGCCAGCUACUUGUGGCCAGCAAAGCAAGAUGUUGUACGCUGGAGCCCUUGAAUUGUUCCGUGAUAAAGCUGGAGUUUCCAAACUAGUGCUGAUUGAGGAUGAGGAGGAGCUUGGCCUGAUACAAGACCUUAUCCAGUAAAGUACUUUAGAUUUAUAAAUCGUAAAAAAAUACGAAUACAUAAAAGGUUA
Yamadazyma tenuis ATCC 10573 is the source of this 498-nucleotide messenger RNA. The record is from RefSeq and is a predicted model, not a curated record. NCBI's taxonomy places the organism in Eukaryota, Fungi, Ascomycota, Pichiomycetes, Serinales, Debaryomycetaceae.